AAAUGAAUAGCGAACUCACUCUAUCCAACAAUGUUUUCCUUGAAAGAACUAGUACUUGGGAAGAGUUGAAAAAGACAAGUGAGGAGGGUUUGUUUUAUUUAAAGCACUUAUUGGAAGUGUAUUCGCAAGCUGAUGUUGGCAACUUUUCAAAAGAUGACCUUAAUUCGUUGAAGAGAAUGGCUUGUGACUUUACAGAUUCAAAACAAGAAGCAGCGUUGUAUUUGGAGGCCAACAGGACUUGUCAAAGAGUUUUCUCCACUGGAAGCACAAGAAGAGAAAAGUCUUCUUCGGAAGUGAAUAAUAUCUUGACAAUAUAUGAGCAAGUGGUCCAAAAGUUCCAAAACGAGAAUAGGAGCGAAAUGAGUGAAGAAUUGAAGAGACUUGUCAACUUCAUGGAGACUCUUCAAGAGGGAGAAGUAGUUUCUUCAGUCUUUCCAUCGGACGAGAAGCAUUUUACUUGUCCUAUAUCACAAAGUAGACUUGUUGAACCUGUGAAAAAUAAGGAAUGUCUUCAUACAUACUCAAGACAAGCGUUGUUGGAAUAUUUGAAACAUCACAAAACUUCGAAGAAACAAACUUGUGUUCGUUGUCCAGUAGCUUUUUGUGACAAGUUGGUUUCUCUGGAUUCGAUAGAGCCGGAUCAUGAAAUGGAAAAACUCUUAAAGGAAUGGUCAAGUCGCCUAGAAAAAGGAACAAACCCUCUUGGAGCAGUUUCAGUAGAAGAGUUUGUAUCAUCUUGAUAACUUUUUCACAAUACAUAUAUUCUCAAGUUUCAAUAUACUGCACAGGAGAUGGAAAAAUAAAUUCUUCUCCACUCGAUAUCCAAAGAAUAUCUCCAGGACAGACUUCAUGUAAUGAA
Molecule: messenger RNA, 859 nt
Organism: Galdieria sulphuraria
Lineage: Eukaryota; Rhodophyta; Bangiophyceae; Galdieriales; Galdieriaceae
Exons: 6
Coding region: 3-740 (245 amino acids)
Biological process (GO): protein sumoylation; double-strand break repair via homologous recombination
Cellular component (GO): Smc5-Smc6 complex; nucleus
Molecular function (GO): SUMO ligase activity; zinc ion binding
Source: RefSeq, a predicted model, not a curated record